CACAUAGCUUAGAUUUGAUCCGUUUGGCCGCAACUGCAAUAACACUGGGAGAUGUGUCAAGCGAACGUGCUUCACGGGGCCGCGGCGGGGUUCUGACCCGCUCUUCAACCCGGCUGUGCGGCGAUAUCAACGCUUGCUCUCGGCGGAGGAGUCUGUCAUGUCUGGCGCAGUGGCCACUGGAGGGGCGCAGUCCGCGGGUCUGGGCGCUGCCGCCGCGGGCUGCUGCUCCUCCGCGUCGGGCGCCGGUUCUGCCGCAUUAUUAAGCGCAGGAUCGGGCAUCGCAGGCCGGUUACCGAGCCGUGUUCUCGAGCAUAUAUUCUCAUAUCUAGAGCUGAUGGAUCUGCUAAACUGCUCGCUCGUUUGCUGGCACUGGAACAACUGUCUGUCGGAUGAAAACAGCGAGGUGUGGCGGAGUCUGUGCGCCCGUUCACUGAGUGAUGAAGCGAUGCGCUCUGAUAUCCUCUGCAACCUGGCUUCAUAUAAAGGAAAACUGAAGUCUUUCCAGCACGCUCUGAGCUCCCAUGACUGCUCCAGAAAUGUAUAUAUCAAGAAAAACGGGUUCACCCUGCACCGCAACCCCAUCGCCCAAAGCACCGACGGCGCCCGCGGGAAGAUUGGCUUCUCUGAAGGGCGUCACGCCUGGGAGAUCUGGUGGGAGGGUCCUUUGGGCACGGUGGCGGUUAUUGGCAUCGCCACCAAGAGGGCUCCCAUGCAGUGCCAGGGCUAUGUGGCACUUCUAGGCAGCGAUGACCAGAGCUGGGGGUGGAAUCUAGUAGAUAAUAACCUGCUUCACAAUGGAGAGGUCAACGGCAACUUUCCCCAGUGCAACAAUGCACCAAAAUACCAGAUAGGCGAGAGAAUACGAGUAAUCCUAGACAUGGAUGAUAAGACACUAGCCUUCGAGCGAGGCUUUGAGUUCCUUGGAGUGGCUUUCCGAGGACUGCCCAAAACAUGCCUCUUUCCAGCGGUUUCGGCCGUAUAUGGGAACACUGAAGUGACUAUGGUGUAUUUGGGAAGACCUCUCGAUGGAUAAACAUACAUAUUGGAUAUCAGUGCCAUUCAUAACGCCGGAGAGCAUCAUGGGAUCCGCUGCUUGGCAUAGAUAAGACUCAUGGCUUUUCACAUUUGGACUAAAAAAAAAAAA
Molecule: messenger RNA, 1144 nt
Organism: Danio rerio (zebrafish)
Lineage: Eukaryota; Metazoa; Chordata; Actinopteri; Cypriniformes; Danionidae
Gene: fbxo45
Product: F-box protein 45
Biological process (GO): ubiquitin-dependent protein catabolic process; protein ubiquitination
Cellular component (GO): cytoplasm; organelle
Source: RefSeq, marked provisional